GCAGGCGGAGGAGCGACGGAGAGGAGCUGGAGUUGGAGCUGGAGGAACGCCUCCAAACAGCGUCUCCUCUUAUUAUUCACCUCGUCCCCACCGCGUACAACCAGACCCCGACGACCAGUCCGCGCGCUGGCGACAGAGAGACAGAGACAGAGCGACAGAGACAGAGACAGAGCGGCUUUUCUCGCGACCUGUUUCCUCGGAGGUAACCGAAGGAGUCCCCCCCACCACCACUCCGCGCGAGCGCACAAGGCUUUUGCAUCGUGGCUCUCUCGCGAGUGGCAUGCUCGAGCGACCCGUCGGGCUCGACUGCAGUCCUUCUUUCACCCAAAGAGGAUUCAAUGAAAAUGUCAGUGUGCGUCCAUGAGAAUCGGAAAUCCCGAGCCAGCACCGGCUCCAUGAACAUCUACCUUUUCCACAAAUCCUCCUACGCUGACAGCGUCCUUAUGCACCUCAACUCUCUACGGCAGCAGAGGCUCUUUACCGACGUCCUCCUCCACGCGGGCAGCCGUUCCUUCCCCUGCCACCGCGCCGUGCUGGCCGCAUGCAGCCGCUACUUCGAGGCCAUGUUCAGUGGCGGUCUGAGGGAGAGUCAGGCCAGUGAGGUCGACUUCCGAGACUCGAUCCACCCAGAGGUUUUAGAGCUGCUGCUUGACUACGCAUACUCAUCACGGGUGGUGAUCAACGAGGAGAAUGCAGAGUCACUACUGGAGGCUGGGGACAUGUUGGAGUUUCAGGACAUCCGCGAUGCCUGCGCCGAAUUCCUGGAGAGAAACCUUCAUCCGUCCAACUGUCUUGGCAUGCUGUUGCUGUCUGACGCCCACCAGUGUACGAAGCUGUCAGAGCUCUCCUGGGGUAUGUGUCUAAGCAACUUCCCUGCCAUUUGCAAGACCGAGGACUUUCUCCAAUUGCCCAAAGAUAUGGUUGUGCAGCUUCUGUCGCAUGAGGAGCUGGAGACAGAAGAUGAGAGACUGGUUUAUGAAGCUGCCCUUAAUUGGAUUAACUAUGACCUAGAAAAGAGGCACUGCUACCUCCCAGAGCUUCUGAGAACAGUUCGUCUCGCCUUACUGCCUGCCAUCUUUCUAAUGGAGAAUGUUUCAACAGAAGAGCUGAUUAAUGAUCAGGCCAAAAGCAAAGAACUGGUUGAUGAAGCCAUACGCUGCAAGCUGAAGAUCCUCCAGAAUGAUGGCGUGGUCAACAGCCCAUGUGCUCGACCUAGAAAAACCAGCCAUGCCCUUUUCCUGCUUGGCGGACAGACAUUCAUGUGUGACAAAUUGUACCUGGUAGACCAGAAAGCCAAAGAGAUAAUCCCGAAGGCUGACAUCCCCAGUCCCAGAAAGGAGUUCAGUGCCUGUGCCAUUGGCUGUAAGGUGUACAUCACAGGCGGGAGAGGAUCAGAGAACGGCGUUUCCAAAGACGUAUGGGUUUACGACACUGUGCAUGAGGAAUGGUCCAAAGCAGCACCUAUGCUCAUCGCCAGGUUUGGCCAUGGCUCCGCGGAGCUGAAACACUGCCUAUAUGUUGUUGGAGGACACACCGCGGCAACGGGCUGUCUCCCGGCCUCUCCGUCCGUGUCCCUCAAACAAGUGGAACAGUUUGACCCAGUGGCAAACAAAUGGACCAUGGUGGCACCUCUCAGAGAGGGUGUGAGCAAUGCGGCAGUGGUCAGCGUGAAACUCAAGUUGUUUGCCUUCGGUGGAACCAGCGUCACCCACGACAAACUGCCCAAGGUGCAGUGCUACGAUCCGCAGGAAAACCGAUGGACUGUGCCAGCAUCCUGCCCACAGCCGUGGCGUUACACCGCCGCUGCCGUGCUGGGGAACCAAAUAUUUGUCAUGGGCGGGGAUACCGAAUUCUCAGCCUGCUCGGCUUACAAGUUCAGCAGCGAGAACUACCAGUGGACUAAAGUGGGGGACGUAACGGCCAAGCGGAUGAGCUGCCAGGCUGUGGCAUCGGGAAACAAACUGUACGUGGUGGGCGGGUACUUUGGUACACAGCGGUGUAAAACUCUGGACUGCUACGACCCCACACUCGAUGCAUGGAACAGCAUCACAACUGUUCCGUACUCACUCAUUCCUACUGCCUUUGUCAGCACCUGGAAACAUCUACCAGCUUAAAUCCUGAACCGUUGACCUGUACCUUCUCCAUUAGAUUUUCCCGGUUUUGCGUCAUCUGCCGGUCUCCGGGCCACGAAGAAGCACAUAUUCUCUUUCUCCAAAAAGAGACGCUACGCAAGCGAUGUACAGAUGCCCCGCAUUCAUCUUGGUGUUUCAAAAAUGUUCAAAAAAAAAAAAAAAAAAGAGAGAAGAUGAUAAACAAAAAGGACAAAACAUGCAGGAGCAGAGAACCCAAAGGUGGCGUCGAGGAAGGCGGACAUCUUGCUCUGAGACACCGAACUGACCGACGCUUGAUCUGCGAGGCACAGACUCUGACCCUGUGUGCACAUUGUGCUUUCAUGCUGCCAUAGGAGUGCUGCAAACAUAUCAUGAAAAGCUGCAUUCUUCAUAUGUAGUCAUAACAGGCUUGUGACGAUCUGUGAAGUUUUCUCUAUGACAAAAAAAAUUAUAGCUAUAUACAUACACACACACAUAUAUAUAUAAAUAUAUAUAUGUAUAUAUAGCAUGACAAAUGCUUCGGUUUGACUGAAAAAGAACAAAAUCAAUGGAUUUUGACUGAAUAUCUGAUUCAUACAAGGAAAAAAUGAAGGAGCAAAUCUUCCCUGUUUUUGUUUUUUGUUUGCUUGUUUGUUUGUUUUGGACUGUUAACAGCUAAUUUAUGCUCCAGACUCAGAAAAAUAAGCAAAAACUUGAGCAUUUCUCUUAAAAAAACGUUCCUGUCGCCGCCACUCAUGAGGCGGAUCAAUGGGAUUUGCGUGUGCCUGGAGGUCACGGCCUUAUGUGUCCUGCGUUUUGCCGCUGACGCGUUAACGCCCGUGUUUGGAUUCUGCAGCUCAGCGGCGACGCCGUAAAACAUGGUUUUCUCCCAACGGUACCGCCGGCUCGCUUGCCGACUCGCCGCCGAAACCCUUUUUCGCGCAUGUUCUCUCACAGUGGUUCAGUGACAACUGGCAUGUACCCUUCACAAAGUCUUGUCACCUUAACACAAAAAGCUGAAUUUAUUAUUCUCUUUUGAAAAAACAUCUGUUUCUUCUUGAACUUGCUGCAGUGUAGUCUUAAUUUAUAUGGUACUGGUAACUGUGUCAUGUUAAUAUGUUUAAUCCUAUUUAUUUCUGUUCUGCCUGCAUUCAGAUGUGAAUGUACGUUUGGGUUAUGUCGUGCAUGGCCAAGUGUUGUGUUUUAUUUGGUCUCAGUGAGCUGCCUUUUGCACACUUCGGUCUUUGCCAGGAGAAACUUGCUUUUUUCAAGACGUAGCUUCGCUGCUCACUUCCUUUCAAGUGGCUUAAAAAGAGAGAGACUUAAAUCACAGAAAGAGUUGCUCAUCGUAAGAUGGGGCAUUCACUUGGGAAUAUGCUGGAAACUGGGAUCAACUUCCAACAUGAGAAGGUUUUGCUUAGAAAACCGCAGAAAAAAAAAAUCAAGAUUUUUUUUCCCUUUCUUUGUUUUAAAGGCCCUUUAAUAAAAUGCCAGCGUAUCGCACCACCUGCGGUUCACGCUAAAGGUCAGCUUGCUUGAAAAGGCUAACACCCACCUCCAUCAAACCUGCUAAAACAGACAAAUUUGGCAGUUUUGAAUUUUUUUUCCUCGUCUGUCAAAAUGUUAAAAUUAUCAUUUGAAAGCUGCAAUUGGCGUCUCAUGGCGGGACUAGCAGCGGGCUGCAGGCUAGUUUCUUGCCCUUCAGUUGCAGGGAAGACAGUGGUUUUUAUAUAUUCAACGUACAUUUUUCAACGAGAAUCUGCACAUCGGUAAAUUAAAAAUUGAAGAUAACAUUCUCAUUCUUUAAACAUGCUGUUUAGCAGCACUUGCUAACGUUGCUAUUCCUAGAUAAUUAGGUAAUCUGGUAUCUUUUUUGAAAUUGUGGGUAGAAACUCGCACCAGCCCAAAUCUAGACCCAAACAAGGCGAAAUUGAAAGAAAAAACACAACAAAACAAAAACCCAACCUUCAUAUUCUUGCUAAUAAUAAAGGCCCAAAAGAAAAGAUCGGAUGGCACAAUGACAGAUCGACCCGGACGUGGUGAAGAAUUUGGCAGUGUCUGCAGCAGAGGCCGUGCGACACGUGUCAACUCGGCUCCCCCAGAGUGAGAACCCGCCGCCCCGUUAGCUGUUUGAGUUUGGCUCCGAAUGCUGUGUAACGUCAAGGGCAGACACCGCAGUGCUUUUCACCAUUAAAAAAAAACAAAACACAUUCAGUGAAGCAAGUUUCUGCAAACAAAAAAUAAAAAAUAAAAAAUCAGCAGCAACAAAAGUCUUAACAUGUCCGCUAACAUCUUCUCAAUGUUUGUGUCUGUUUGUCUGUCUCGGUGACCUAAACAUGUUGCGGUUUUGCAUUGUCAAAUUCAUUCACAUUGUAAAAGAUUCUGUCUUGGUGGAAUUGGUAUAGUUUGUUUCAGCUCUUCUUCCUUUAAGACCCCCACACAUCCCACUUUCCAUUAACUUCCAGUGGAAAUUAGCCCCCAGUAAAGUGCCGCUCAGCCUUCCUUCCUUCGGCCAUUCAGAAAAUUCUUCCUAUUGUGAAUUUGAAGACCUGUGUGUGGGGACCAUUGUGGCUCUGUAACGUCCACCACAUCCAACUGCUGAAUUAAGAGACUCCAACCCAACCAAUCAGAUGAGGAUAUUUAUUCCCCCUCCCGCCACACACAAGUCUCCCUGGCAACAGCCAGCAAUGAAUGCCCCUUCAAUUUGCACCUAAUUGCUGAGCGGCAUUUCCACAGACUCUUUUUUUUUUUCCUUCUUCUCUCGUCUUCUUGAGCUUUCACAAAAAGUCGGAAACGAGACGGGACGAUUCUGUCAGUGUGCAUGGGAUUUCUCUCAAAGUUUCCUUUCUGUUUUUUAUUCUGUUACAUUUGAUUCUUUUCUUUUGUUUUCACACUGUGAAACUCAUGGCUAAUAAACAUAAAGAGUCUUUUCCUCCUGA
Messenger RNA from Poeciliopsis prolifica (blackstripe livebearer), 5029 nucleotides. RefSeq names its product ectodermal-neural cortex 1 (gene enc1). The record is from RefSeq and is a predicted model, not a curated record. NCBI's taxonomy places the organism in Eukaryota, Metazoa, Chordata, Actinopteri, Cyprinodontiformes, Poeciliidae. Bases 339 to 2114 code for a protein of 591 amino acids. The transcript is spliced from 3 exons. Gene Ontology annotation, molecular function: protein binding.